Molecule: messenger RNA, 1965 nt
Organism: Cladophialophora psammophila CBS 110553
Lineage: Eukaryota; Fungi; Ascomycota; Eurotiomycetes; Chaetothyriales; Herpotrichiellaceae
Exons: 1
Coding region: 1-1965 (654 amino acids)
Source: RefSeq, a predicted model, not a curated record
AUGCGGUCCUUCUUCUCAAUGUCCAGCUUGAUGUUGGUGAUCUGUCUCGUUCUCUCCUUCCUUUAUCCUACAGCAACUCAUCCCCACGGGGUCAAUAACUUCCACCUUCAUCUCGCAGGCCGAGACAGUCCAACGCAGACAACCAAAUAUCCUAUCUCAGCCAAAGCUAGAAUCAGCUCCGCCUAUGCAAAUUCGGCCACUCUCUGUUCUGGCGCUCAUUGCACUGUUGCCACGCCUCUCCCUGGGCGCCUACCAUGCAACGCUGUAAACGGCACGACUUUUCUCGGCGCUACUCCCAAUGGCACAAAGUACACGCUGAUCUGCGAUAUUGAUUUCCCUGCUCAGAAUAUCUACCCCUUCGUUCUAGCCGGCUCCUUCGACGCGUGUUUGGCACAGUGCGACGGCUACAAUGCCAGGAAUGUUACUACUAAAGCUCGCUGUGCUGGCUUUGUCUUUGCACCAGACCGCAUCAACGACGCAGACGACUGCUACUUGAAGUCUUCCUUGGAUAACCCGGCCUCGGCAACAAUCCAUCUUGUCGGUGCCACAAUCAUUCCUUCUGCCUCCAGUUGCGCUUCGUCGACUCCGUCUCUCUCAUUUCCGACUCCUCGUUCUCAUCUCGAUAGCUCUACACCUUCACUUCGUGUGGGAGAGCUCAAAAUGCUUGGGAGCUCCACAAACAAGCCUACAACACAGUACGUGAGCCAUGUGCCUGCGAGCCCGCAGAAGCUUGCGAGCAACCUACUGGUCCCCGGCCUGAACACCGACCUCAUCACACAAUACCCAAUAGCAGAUGACACAGGGUCCUGGACCGAAAGCCAGUUGCAUGGUGGUGCGAAAUUGGCAAACAUGAAGGUCGUACCACACAUGUCUCGUGAUGGUGGAAAAGGAGGCACAAUCAAUGGAACUCAUCUUUUCAUCUUCUGUGAUACUGCCACCUUCCAGAUCGAUCAGACCGCUGGCACCAGCCAGAUGGUUGGGUUUGCGUCCAGUUCGGUGGCCACAGAUGACGGUAUGAAGGCGCUUUACGGUGAUCCACUUGACUUAGUGGACAAUCUUGGUGAAUGGCAAGAUGAUGUUGGCAGAAUGCGAGGGUUUGCGCCGAUGACGACUGGAGAAGAAUCCUUCAACAUUGAUCUUUCGGGGAAUGGCUAUCGAUAUGCAGUAUGGCCCGAGUCUUCCCUAAUCCCGCUCAAUGCAAGUCAUGCUCUGCUUUACCCAGCACUGGUGUAUGACGUCGUGGAUAUGAAAACACAAGCUGCAGUCUUCAACAACGUUGGCAACUCUAUCCUUCUAGUCUCUGUGGAUCCAACCUAUGGUCCGUCCGCCGAACGUGUCGUUCGACAGCUCUACAAUCAACAGCAGGUCGCAUUUGGUACUCUGGGCGGCAUCCGUUCUUGGGGUUCCUCUGGGACAGGAGCUAACGACGGCCACAUCUACCUCUUUGGGAAGGGCAACUAUGGUGUCCUCGUGGCGAGGACAAUUCCAAGUGGCUACACCGAUUUAUCGACGUAUGAAUAUUGGAACGGCAGUUCCUGGACCAAGGAUAUGUCCUCGUCGGACUCGAAGGCUGUCAUGCUCGACACCUUGGUCCAGGAUCUAGAUGUUAUCUAUGUUCCUGCCAUGCGAAGCUUCAUCAUGAUCUACCUCAACACUCUGGCUGACAAUACUUUCUAUUACCGCCAUCUGGACCUCGACUUGAAUGCGGAGGAUAAAGAUUUCGACGUUGACAAUAUUGUGAAAGCCAAGUGGUCUGAUGAGCAAGUCUUAGCUAAGAUCAAUGCUCCUGCCCAAGGUUAUGUUUACGCUGGCGGCGUACACGCAGGCUACUUCGGCGCCGACGAUGUCACCAACGGAGGAUGGAAACUGCUGAUUACUUGGACCGAACAUACCGGAAAAGACGCAGCCUCUCCAGAGUCGGGCUACGCACACAAAUCUGCAUAUGUUCAACUCGGCAUUGACUGA